Molecule: messenger RNA, 234 nt
Organism: Medioppia subpectinata
Lineage: Eukaryota; Metazoa; Arthropoda; Arachnida; Sarcoptiformes; Oppiidae
Source: the annotation of a GenBank genome assembly
AUGAAUAAGGAAAUCAUUAGUAAAGAGUUUAUCGAAGGAAACAAUAGUAAUACAUGUGAAACAACAGAGAAUAGAUCUGAACUUAUGAAUAACUAUUCAAACCUAAUUCGGCUAAAACUCAUCAAAGAUAUUCCCGCCGCCGAAGCCCUCAACACAUAUUCGUUGCAUAAAAAUUUCCUACAAAAUAUGGGACUCGAUUGGGAUUCAGACCAUCUCAUCAUUGAUUUGGUCUGA